Messenger RNA from Xyrauchen texanus (razorback sucker), 3963 nucleotides. RefSeq names its product surfeit locus protein 4-like. The transcript is spliced from 6 exons. Gene Ontology annotation, biological process: Golgi organization. The record is from RefSeq and is a predicted model, not a curated record. Gene Ontology annotation, cellular component: endoplasmic reticulum; membrane; endoplasmic reticulum-Golgi intermediate compartment. NCBI's taxonomy places the organism in Eukaryota, Metazoa, Chordata, Actinopteri, Cypriniformes, Catostomidae. The coding region runs from base 147 to 956 and encodes 269 amino acids.
CGCGCGCACGCUUCGGGGGACAUUUGCAGCUGCGAGCUGCAUUGUGGGACAGCGGAGGCCUAAAGAGACAGCAGCACUACUGAGUGUGUGACACACUUGUGUUUAAAGUUUUAUUUUCAUAUCAGUAAUAUUCAUAUCAGCGAGAGAUGGGGCAGGAGGAUCUGAUGCGCGCGGCGGAGGACGUAACGGAUCAGUUCUUGCGGGUAACGAAGCAUUAUCUGCCUCACCUGGCGCAUUUGUGUUUGAUCAGCACGUUUCUGGAGGACGGCAUUCGCAUGUGGUUCCAGUGGAACGAGCAGCGAGAUUACAUCGAGGUCACGUGGAGCUGCGGGUAUUUUCUCGCCACAUGCUUCGUGCUGCUCAACCUCAUAGGACAGAUCGGUGGAUGUGUCCUUGUUCUUAUUAGAAACUUUGUGCAGUAUGCAUGCUUUGGGUUAUUUGGCAUUAUUGCACUACAGACUGUUGCCUACAGUAUUCUAUGGGACAUUAAAUUUCUCAUGAGAAAUCUGGCUCUCGGUGGUGGUUUGCUUCUGCUGCUGGCGGAGUCGCGCUCGGAGGGGAAGAGCAUGUUUGCGGGCGUGCCGUCUAUGGGCGAGAGUUCCCCUAAACAGUACAUGCAGCUGGGCGGUCGAGUUCUGCUGGUGUUGAUGUUUAUGACGCUGCUACACUUCGAUUCCAACUUCUUCUCCAUUCUGCAGAACAUGGUCGGAACGGCGCUCAUCAUCCUGGUGGCCAUCGGCUUCAAGACCAAACUGGCGGCGCUCACCCUGGUGGCGUGGCUUCUCGCCAUCAACGUCUACUUCAACGCCUUCUGGACCGUGCCUGCGUACAAGCCCAUGCACGACUUCCUGAAGUACGACUUCUUCCAGACCACAUCGGUCAUCGGCGGUUUGCUGCUCGUGGUCGCUCUCGGGCCGGGCGGUGUGUCAAUGGACGAGAAGAAGAAGGAGUGGUAAUACGACCGCUUCCACCACGAUUGUCGUCCGGAUCACCGCCCAGGACACAAGAACUUGCCUCACAUCCGCAGCACGUCCAGAGUUAUCCUGUUCUUCUCGUUUUUUCUCACUUCCUCUGUGUUUCUCAUGCACAAUUUUAAAUACUGGAGUUUUAUUUACGUAUUUAUCCCCAUGUUGCAGCGGUUAAGGAGAUUACAGCAAAAAUUUAAUAAACAGUCCAUGAGUUCAAGUUAAUUGUUUUUUCUCUUUAAUGGCAACAUAGAACUUGCAUCUCAGCUGGGUUUCUAUUUCAAAGUGCUAUGGAAAGAUAUAGAUGCAUAUAUGUGUGAAAUGCAGCCGUGGACUGAGCCGUUUGUGAUCGUGACAAAUGGACGAACAUCUUUUGCCGGUCAGCGACUGUGGCACCUCCUCUUUGGUACAUCAAACACCGUGAGUUUCCCUGGUUCUUCCACCAAGACCUGUUCAUCAUCAUCAUCAUCCUCAUCAUCUGUCUGGAUGCCGUUCAAUUUGGUGAAGCUUUCUUCGAAAUAAGCAGGUGGUGAUGUAAUGGAGAGCCUGAUGUGAAAGACGGUUGUGUAACGGGACCCUCAUUCAGACUUUGUUCACGUCUCGGGCUGUAACUGGAGUUAAUCAUUUGUCUCGGAUCACGGCGGUAGACAGGGACGUUUAGCAUAAAUGUAUAAUAUUUAAUUAUUUUGCAAAUCCACACGGCUGAAUAGAACAAGAGUUAUUGUCUUGCUCAGUGUUUUUUGUUGAUUCCUAUAAUAAUAAUAAUAAUAAUAAUAAUAAACAAUAACGUGAUAACUGUUGUUUUCAGAUGAUGGAGGGAAAUAAAGAGUAAAACAAGUGAACAAAAUGUGUCGCAACAUUGUAUCCCAUAAAGAUUCAUUCACUUUAAUGGAGUCCUUUCGCACUGAAAUAUACAAAAAUAAAAUAUAAUGUGAAAAUAAAUGUGUUCUUCUGACAUCUAGUACUGACACUUUUUAAUGUUUGUUUGGCACUAAAAAUGUUUUUGAUGCCCUAACCGAAAGCUCUGUGGUGGUACCAUGAUGGCGAAGUCAGACGUUUACAUACACCUCAGCCAAAUACAUUUAAACUCAGUUUUAAACCAUUCCUGACAUUGAAUCGUAGAAAUCGACACGGCGUGAUGCAACUCAAAAUAGUUCUAAGAGCACACUUGACCAAGACGAGGCUGGUGAAAAUCUUCUCUAAUGUGGACCCUUUCGUGCCCUCGCUGUAAAGGUCGACCAGCGGACUAUAUACACAUGUUCUGGUCCUGCCCCAAACUUAGCACGUUCCGGGCCAACAUCUUUGGCGCCUACACUAAGAUGCUUCAGAGAAACAUCACCCCCAACUCUGUAAGUGCCCUAUUUGGACUUACCCUUGAAAAUCGCCCCCUUAGAGCAUGCACUUCCCUGAUUGCCAGGCGUCUCAUCCUGCUCUCCUGGAAGGAACAAGCACCCUCCCCCCAGUUUCACAAGGUGGAUUAGAGAUGUUAUGCAUUUCCUGAAGCUUGAGAAGAUCAGAUACACCCUUAAAGGCUCCUUGCAAACAUUCAGGAAGGUCCGGGUCCCCUUUUUAGAGUACUAUGAGAGCUUGCAAACACCAUUAAAUAUGGAUGACUAAUCUGUUAUUAUCAGAGUGAAGUGGCAGUUUAACUUAAAAUGUUUAACUUGGGUCAGAUGUUUUGGGGGAUCCUUCCACAAGCUUCUCACAAUAAGUUGCUGGAAUUUUGGCCCAUUCCUCCAGACAGAACUGGUGUAACUGAGUCAGAUUUGGGAUCGUUGUCCAUUUGGAAGACCCAUUUGCAACCGAGCUUUAACUUCCUGGCUGAUGUCGUUGAGAUGUUGAUUCAAUAUAUCCACAUAAAUGUUCUUUCCUCAUGAUGCCAUCUAUUGUGUGAAGUGCACCAGUCCUUCCUGCAGCAAACACCCCGACAACAUGAUGCUGCACCCCAUGCUUCACAGUUGAGAUGGUGUUCUUCAGCUUGCAAGCCUCACCCUUUUUCCUCCAAGCAUAACGAUGGUCAUUAUGGCCAAACAGGUCAUUUUUGUUUCAUCAGACUAGUAGGAAAGAUCUUUGUCCCUAUGUGCACUUGCAAACUGUAGUCUGUCUUUUUUAUGGCUGUUAUGGAUCAGCGGCUUCUUCCUUGCUGAGCAGCCUUUCAGGUGAUGUCCAUAUAGGACUGGUUUUGCUGUGGAUCUAGAUACUCGUCCACCUGUUUCCUCCAGCAUCUUCACAAGCUCCUUUGCUGUUGUUCUGGGAUUGAUUUGCACUUUUCACACAAACUACGUUCAUCUCUAGGAGACAGAAUGCGUCUCCUUCCUGAGCGGUGUGAUGACUGUGUGGUCACAUGGUGUUUAUACUUGUGUACUAUUGUUCGCACAGAUGAACGUGGCACCUUCAGGUGUUUGGAAAUCGCUCCCAAGGAUGAACCAGACUUGGAGGUCCACACUUGGCUGAUUUGUUUUGAUUUUCCCAUGAUGUCAAUCAAAGAGACACUGAGUUUGAAGGUAGAGCUUAAAAUACAUCCACAGGUACACCUCCAAUUGACUCCAAUUAGCCUGUCAGAAGCUAAUUUGCUAAUUGCCUAAAGGCUUGACAACAUUCUCUGGAAUUUUCCAAGCUGCUUAAAGGCACAGUUAACGUGGUGUAUGUAAACUUCUGACCCACUGGAAUUGUGAUUAGAGUCAAUUAAAAGUGAAACAAUCGGUCUGUAAACCAUUGUUGGAAAAAUUACUCGUGUCAUGCACAAAGUAGAUGUCCUAAACGACUUGUGAAAACUAUAGUUUGCUCAUUAAAUAUGUGAAAUGAUUAAAACAUUAGUUUUAAUGACUUCAACCUAAGUGUAUGUAAACUUCUGACUUCAUCUGUACAUGGUUAAUGUCCACAAACAUGGUAAUGCACGGUACUUUUUGUUAGUGUUCAGGUUCCCAUGAUCAUGAAAAAUGUUGUAAUCUGGGAGUUUUAAAGCACACUGUCACUGAAAGCACAUGGACAUUUCUAU